AUGGUAAGCAAAAAUUUGCAAGUUGGAGAUAUGAUUCUUGAUGUUGCUAUUAAAAGUUUAAAAGGGUUGAUUUCAUUUUUUGAAAAAUAUAGAGAAGAUGGAUUUAAUUCUGCUAUAAUUGAUGCUAAAGAAAUUGCAAAUGAAAUGGGAAUUGAGUCUGUAUUUCCUGUGAAGCGUAGGGUUAUAAGAAAGAGACAUUUUGAUGAGAUUCCUGAUACAGAUAGAGAACAACAAUCAGCUCAAGAAGAUUUUAGAACUGAUUACUUUCUUGUCUUAGUUGAUAUGGCUCUUUCUCAAUUGAGGAGUAGAUUUGAACAAAUGGAAAGUUUUGAAUAUGUAUUUGGCUUCUUAUUUGAUGCAUCACGGUUGGUUUCAUUGGAUGAUGAAGAAAUGAAAAAUUGUUGUUUGAAACUUGAACUUGCUUUGAAACAUGGUGAGGUGUCUGAUAUUGAUGCAAAAUAUUUGCUUUCUGAGUUGCAAAUAUUGCAGGAAAUGCUACCAAAUGAAGCAUAUGAAACAGGAAAACCAUGGAAUUCCAUUAAAAUUAUGGAGUUUGCAAAAAAAAUGGAUAUGUUUCCAAAUAUUUUGGUUGCUUAUAGGAUUUUAUUAACUGUACCUGUUACAGUAGCAUCUGCAGAAAGAAGUUUUUCAAAAUUAAAGUUAUUAAAAUCUUAUUUGCAGACAACGAUGACUCAAGAUAGGUUGAAUGGUUUAGCAAUCUUGAGUAUUGAAAAGAAUAUGUUGAAAAAUGUUGAGGUUGAGCACAUAAUUGAUGACUUUGCAUCUAAAAAUGCAAGAAGAAGUCAUUUUAGAUGA
This is a messenger RNA of Rosa chinensis, 816 nucleotides long. RefSeq lists its product as uncharacterized. The transcript has a single exon. NCBI's taxonomy places the organism in Eukaryota, Viridiplantae, Streptophyta, Magnoliopsida, Rosales, Rosaceae. The record is from RefSeq and is a predicted model, not a curated record. The coding region runs from base 1 to 816 and encodes 271 amino acids. Gene Ontology annotation, molecular function: protein dimerization activity.